This is a messenger RNA of Sapajus apella (tufted capuchin), 2250 nucleotides long. RefSeq names its product SLC9A3 regulator 1 (gene NHERF1). Gene Ontology annotation, cellular component: apical plasma membrane. NCBI's taxonomy places the organism in Eukaryota, Metazoa, Chordata, Mammalia, Primates, Cebidae. Gene Ontology annotation, biological process: protein localization to plasma membrane. The transcript is spliced from 6 exons. The record is from RefSeq and is a predicted model, not a curated record. The coding region runs from base 561 to 1688 and encodes 375 amino acids. Gene Ontology annotation, molecular function: protein-membrane adaptor activity; signaling receptor binding.
GUCCUUUAUCCGAGGGCCUCUCCUCACUCUCCGCCACUAGUAGGGGAAACCAGGCCGGAGCCGGCGAGCCCCACCGCCCAGAACCGAGAACUGAGCGGGCCCCGCCCCUGCCGCCCCAGCACCGGCCGCUCGGCAACAAACACUUCCACUUCCUGAGCGCUCUGUCUUCGCCCGCCACUGGGCUCCGCGCCGAGCACAGGCCCCGCCCCGCGCGUUUCCAUUGGCCGGCGCCGUUCACCCGGCCGCAGCGCCCCGGCCUGCGGCCCCCGAUUGGCUCGCGGAGUUCCACACCCUCUGCGUGGCCCCGCCCCCGGGGUAAGGAGCCUGGGCGGGCUCUGGAAAGCUCAGACGCCGCGCGGGGUGGGGAUUGGUCCGCGCUCCUCUCUUUUCUCCUCAAGGCUCGCGGCGGCCGGCGGUUCCCGGGACACCUGCUCGCUUCGCCCGUCCCGCAGCGCUGGGCUUACCUGCCGCGCUCCCAGUUCUCUGGGCGGGAAGAAGGACUGAGCCGUCCCGUCCCCAACGGAACCCCGAGUGGCGCAGCUGAGCCGUCGCAGGGCGAGAUGAGCGCGGACGCGGCGGCCGGGGCGCCCCUGCCCCGGCUCUGCUGCCUGGAGAAGGGUCCGAACGGCUACGGCUUCCACCUGCACGGCGAGAAGGGCAAGGUGGGCCAGUACAUCCGGCUGGUGGAGCCCGGCUCGCCGGCCGAGAAGGCGGGGCUGCUGGCCGGGGACCGGCUGGUGGAGGUGAACGGCGAGAACGUGGAGAAGGAGACCCACCAGCAGGUGGUGAGCCGCAUCCGCGCCGCGCUCAAUGCCGUGCGCCUGCUGGUGGUCGACCCCGAGACGGACGAGCAGCUGCAGAAGCUCGGCGUCCAGGUCCGCGAGGAGCUGCUGCGCACCCAGGAAGCGCCGGGGCAGGCCGAGUCGCCGGCCGCCGCCGAGGCGCAGGAGGCUGGCAACGAAAAUGAGCCUAGCGAGGCCAAUAAGAGCCACCCGGAGCAGCUCGAGCUUCGGCCUCGGCUCUGUACCAUGAAGAAGGGCCCCAAUGGCUAUGGCUUCAACCUGCACAGCGACAAGUCCAAGCCAGGCCAGUUCAUCCGGUCAGUGGACCCAGACUCCCCGGCUGAAGCUUCAGGGCUCCGGGCCCAGGACCGCAUUGUGGAGGUGAACGGGGUCUGCAUGGAGGGGAAGCAGCAUGGGGAUGUGGUGUCCGCCAUCAGGGCUGGCGGGGACGAGACCAAGCUGCUGGUGGUGGACAGGGAAACCGACGAGUUCUUCAAGAAAUGCAAAGUGACUCCAUCCCAGGAGCACCUGAAUGGUCCCCUGCCUGAGCCCUUCACCAAUGGGGAGAUACAGAAGGACCCCCUCACCCCACCCUCUGGCAACCCACACCCCUCUCCUCUCUGCCAGGAGAACAGUCGUGAAGCACUGGCAGAGGCAGCCUCAGAGAGCCCCAGGCCAGCCCUGGUGAGAACCGCCUCCAGUGACACCAGCGAGGAGCUGAAUUCCCAAGACAGCCCCCCAAAACAGGAUUCCACAGUGCCCUCGUCUACCUCCUCCUCUGACCCCGUCCUGGAUUUCAACAUCUCCCUGGCCGUGGCCAAAGAGAGGGCCCACCAGAAGCGCAGCAGCAAACGGGCCCCGCAGAUGGACUGGAGCAAGAAAAAUGAACUCUUCAGCAACCUCUGAGCACCCGAUGCCAGCCACCCAGUGACUGGCAGGGCUGAGCCAGCCUUCCACCCCACCCUUUUCCUUCUCCCCAGUUACUCCCCUGAAUCGACAUACAAAUCAGCACCCACAUCCCCUUUCUUGACAGAUGAUUUUUCUAAAGAACUAUGUUCUUCCCUUAACUUAGGGAAGGUGAAUGUGUUCCUGUCCUCCCCCAAUCAGAAAGCAGACUCUGCCUCCCUCCUCCUCACUGAGUGCCUCAUCCUACCAGGUGUCCCUUUGCCACCCAGCCUGGGACAUCACUGGGACGUACACCAAGCCAGGAUCAUGGGACCAGGUGAAAGGGCACCUUCCCUUCCACCCCCAUGUGAUCACCGGGUUCAGGGCUGAUUAAAGAACUCUGACUGCAGCAGCUGCAGCUCGCAGUGGACAGGGCGUCCAUUAUCCUGAGAGCUGUGGCUGACGUAUCUUGUUUUCAUUUGAUUUUUGUUGUUUAAAAAGUGCAGUAUUUUUGCAGAGUCUAGAGGAAUUUUUGUUUCCUUGAUUAACAUGAUUUUCCUGGUUGUUGCAUCCAGGGCAUGGC